Molecule: messenger RNA, 2059 nt
Organism: Chiloscyllium plagiosum (whitespotted bambooshark)
Lineage: Eukaryota; Metazoa; Chordata; Chondrichthyes; Orectolobiformes; Hemiscylliidae
Gene: msto1
Product: misato mitochondrial distribution and morphology regulator 1
Biological process (GO): mitochondrion organization
Cellular component (GO): mitochondrion; cytoplasm
Source: RefSeq, a predicted model, not a curated record
GCGGUAGGUUGUUGUUGCGGCGGUGGCGGUUGAGGAGGAGGAGGAUGGGGAACGCGAGCCGGGAGGUGGUGACUCUCCAGCUCGGGCACUACAGCAACUUCGUGGGCACUCACUGGUGGAACCUGCAGGAUGCUGCCUUGUGUUACGAUGGGGAACCCAACAACUCGUACUCUGAGAUCAACAGCAAUGUUCUGUUCCGAGAAGGGGUGACGCUGCAAGGCCAGCCCACCUACACCCCCCGCCUGAUCCUGAUGGACCUCAAAGGGAGUUUGAGCAGUCUGAAGCAGGAGGGAGCUCUGUACGGCGUUAGUCAGACUGAACCUGCACUAACAUGGAAGGGGAGCCUGAGUGUACACAAGGAGGAUCCCGUGGUGAAGAAUCAGUUUCUACAGCAGCUUGACAGGCUUGGGGAUGAGCUGAACUCCAACUCCAACUCCAGACCAUUCCAAGGAGAGGAAAGAGCUGCAGCAGUGCCUGGGGCUGAGAGAGCCCUCAACUUAUCACAGAGCAGCCACAGGCUGGAGGACAGUGUCGGGGUGUGGUCCGACUACCUGAGAGUGCACCUUCACCCAAAGACUAUCUCUGUCAUCCAGCAAUACAACCACAGCAGCACCUCCGAUCGAUUUGAAGCUUUUGGAUUUGGUGAGAAGCUGAUCCGUGAUCCUUUGUUCCUGGAUGAUUUUGAGGACAGGCUGCACUUCUACAUUGAAGAAUGUGACUAUUUGCAGGGCUUCCAUAUUCUGUGUGAUCUGCAAGACAGCUUCGCCGGCCUUUCAACCAAGGUGGUGGAGUUGCUGAACGAUGAAUAUGGAGGCAAGGGCAUAUUCACGUGUGGUUUCAGCCCAGCCUCAUAUACAGACACAAGCCCAGUGAAGGAGGUCCAUCGGCUGCUGAACUCUUUCAUGGGCAUUGUGCAGUUAUCGAGUCGCAGCUCCAUCUUCUGCCCCAUGUCACUGAACAGAAAUGCUCUGGGGCGGAAACGGCCAUCUCCCAUCAACUUCCCACACAUCAUCUACGACGCAUCUCUGAGUUAUCACAGCAGUGCAGUGCUCGCUAUGGCCCUGGAAACACUCACCAUCCCGUAUCGGCUGCACUCGGGUGGUAUCUCCCUGUCCCAGCUGACAGACGCUCUCAACCCAGCUGGGAGAAAGGUGAUCAGUGCAUCUGCCUCUGUCCCGUUCCCUAUGAGGGACACAGACACUAUCCCAGAUGUACUCUGCAGACAGCAAGCUGCAAUGCUGUGGACCGGGCUGACACCAUGUGGAGACUUCCAGGAGUCCCAAUGCUUUGCACAGUCGGUGGUGAUCCGAGGAGUCAGCAAUGAAAGACAAAUCAGUAAUCUUGCUCCAGGAGUAAAGGGGCCCUCAGUAUUACAUAGCUGUCCAACUGGAGAGGAUGUGCUGAGUACAUUCCUGCACAGUUACUUCCCCACUGCUCUCAGUGCUGUCCAUCUGGCUCAAACCCCCUGUUCCGUGGCCUCUCCAUAUCCACAGUUUUUUAGCCCAUCCUUGAACAAACAGGGACAGCUUCUCGGAGGUGGUCUGUCGGCGUCAGCGUGUGCUGUCCAGAGUAUUCCUGUGAUGAGUACGCUUCAGUCAUCACCAGUCUUAUACAGUGUCCUGCACAGUUUGUACCGGGAGGUAAGCAGCCUCAACCUUCGCAAGUUCAGUGCCUUUCUGUCUGCUGGCACUGAGCUGGAUGACUUCCGCGAGGUCCUAGAGGAACUGAACACCCUGUCCCAGUGCUACAAAAUGAAUUUUGAUAUGGAUGAAUCAGGAGAUGAUUCUGAUGGUGAAUAGAGAACGCUGUAAACCUGCCAAGCCCCUCCACGAUGCUUACCCCUGAGGAAUAGGGCAAAAUGGGAAUCCACAUCUGUAAAUACAUUCAACACCAGGGAGCAAUGCCACAUUGACCUGUUCAAACAGCUGCAGCGACGGUGGAGAGGGUGAAUGUUGGGUCCCUCAGCCAGGCAUGAAUGACCACGGUGAGAGACAGGAGGCUGCUUAGUUAAUACUGUUGUUUAUUUUUUUUUUGCAAUAAAAAUUGAAGUGGUAAGUGA